Messenger RNA from Sugiyamaella lignohabitans, 483 nucleotides. It is a transcript of the gene RTT106, whose product is annotated as Rtt106p. NCBI's taxonomy places the organism in Eukaryota, Fungi, Ascomycota, Dipodascomycetes, Dipodascales, Trichomonascaceae. The transcript has a single exon. Bases 1 to 483 code for a protein of 160 amino acids. The record is from RefSeq and is a predicted model, not a curated record. Gene Ontology annotation, molecular function: nucleosome binding; histone binding.
AUGCUUCUGUUUCCUGUAGAUAAAAUCGCUGCUAUUUCGUACUCGUCAAUAACCCGACUAACUUUUAAUCUCAACAUCAAAUUGACUGAACCAAUUGAAGGCAUACAGGAUUAUGAAUUUUCAAUGAUAGACCACAAUGAUUAUGACGAAAUCAAUGACUACGUUGUUAGAAACUCUCUUGAAAACCAGAGCAUGAGUGAGGCCCGUAGGGCAAAGCAAGCCACAAACAAGCCAGAAUUUUCCAAUGAGUUGGAGAAGGUUAUCGCAGAGGAUAAUGGGGCCGGAGACGACGAUGAAGAUGAGGAACAAGAUGAAGACUAUGAGUCUGGAUCUGACUCUGAAGAGGCAGCAAGCGAAAGCGAAUCUGAUGAUGAUGAUCAGGAUAAUGAUGAGGAUGACAGCGAUGAAGAGGAAGAAGAAGAAGAAGAAGACGACGAUGAAGGAGGGCAAGAAUCUGGGCAGGAACAAGAUGACGCAGAAUAG